Molecule: messenger RNA, 1298 nt
Organism: Spinacia oleracea (spinach)
Lineage: Eukaryota; Viridiplantae; Streptophyta; Magnoliopsida; Caryophyllales; Amaranthaceae
Source: RefSeq, a predicted model, not a curated record
AUAAGCCACAUCCUCCUAAAACUUUCUCUGACAAAUCCUUUCUUUCUCCUUUAAUUUCUCCGGUACAGAGUUUUUUCCCCUCCUUUGCCACAAGUUUGAAGGAGAAGAACACCUUGAAUUGAUUUCUUACGAGGAGAGAGAAAACGGUGCAGAAAUGAGUGCUGCUUCUUUGUGUCAAUCAACUCUUCAGUCCCAGAUUAAUGGGUUUUGUGGGGGUCUUAACAUUCGCAAACUUCAGCCUUCUACUUCUAGCCCCAAUUCUCUUACCUUCACAAGGAGAAAAGUUCAAACUUUGGUAAAGGCAACAUCUCGAGUUGACAAGUUCUCUAAAUCCGACAUCAUUGUCUCUCCAUCUAUUCUCUCUGCUAACUUUGCAAAGUUGGGUGAGCAGGUAAAAGCAGUUGAAUUGGCUGGUUGUGAUUGGAUUCAUGUUGAUGUAAUGGAUGGUCGUUUUGUUCCAAAUAUUACUAUUGGACCUCUGGUGGUUGAUGCCUUGCGACCUGUGACAGAUCUCCCACUAGAUGUGCAUCUGAUGAUUGUAGAACCAGAGCAGCGAGUCCCAGACUUCAUCAAAGCUGGUGCUGAUAUAGUGAGUGUCCACUGUGAGCUAGCAUCCACCAUUCAUUUGCAUCGGACCGUAAACCAAAUCAAGAGUUUGGGAGCUAAAGCUGGAGUUGUCUUAAACCCUGGAACCCCACUAAGUACAAUUGAGUACGUGCUUGAUGUGGUUGAUCUGGUCUUAAUUAUGUCUGUAAACCCUGGCUUCGGCGGACAAAGCUUCAUUGAGAGCCAAGUCAAGAAAAUCUCAGAUCUGAGAAAAAUGUGUGUAGAGAAGGGGGUGAACCCGUGGAUUGAGGUAGAUGGUGGAGUUACUCCAGCAAAUGCAUACAAGGUCAUUGAGGCUGGAGCCAAUGCUUUAGUCGCUGGUUCUGCAGUCUUUGGAGCUAAAGAUUAUGCUGAAGCUAUAAAAGGGAUCAAGGCCAGCAAAAGGCCAGAACCUGUUGCAGUCUGAAGUUUCCAACUGUAAAAUUUUGUUGAAAAUCAGGAUCCGGAAUUCCUUAUACAUUCUCUCUGCUCUGGCAGAUGUACACAACAGCUGUUUGGAGCCAUUGUAUUAAUGCUUGAAGACGACAUCCAGCAAGAGUGCUUGUAGAAUAGAACCUGUAACAUAGUAUUGUUUUACACAAACUUCAUAUUAUACUAGAUUUCUUGGUACAUUAUUAUUGAAUUCUUAAACAUCUGUACAAAUGUUUUGGAUUGUACUGAUCAAGUACUAAUAAGAUGAAAACUUCCAAUCA